Protobothrops mucrosquamatus (brown spotted pit viper) is the source of this 785-nucleotide messenger RNA. RefSeq names its product veficolin-1-like. The record is from RefSeq and is a predicted model, not a curated record. Bases 42 to 785 code for a protein of 247 amino acids. The transcript has 7 exons. NCBI's taxonomy places the organism in Eukaryota, Metazoa, Chordata, Lepidosauria, Squamata, Viperidae.
AGACAUAUUUAAAGGAAGCAAACUAGGUUCCCAGAGGCAAGAUGACAUCUUGGAUUGGUUUUUGCUUCAUAUUCCUGAUUGCUCUGGCUGCAGAGAGAGGACUAUCCACACAGGAGGAGACAGAAACCAACUGCUGUGCACAGCUGAAGAGCUUAGCAGAAUGUGGGCGUGACAAGAUUGUCCUCCAGGGCCAGGCAGGCAUACCUGGAAUUCCAGGUAUGCCUGGAACAAAUGGACUUCCUGGGUCCAAGGGUGAGCCAGGACCUCAAGGGCCCCCAGGUGAAAAGGGCUCUGCUGGGAUAUCUGGAAAAGCUGGACCAAAGGGAGACAAAGGAGACAAAGGAGAAUCCUGCCGCUUAGAAAGCUGUCAGCAGGAAGAGGCAAGAGCCAGAAACUGCAAGGAGCUCCGUGAACAUGGAGAGACCCUCACUGGCUGGUACACCAUCUAUCCAAUCACAGGGAAAGUGAUGGUGGUUUUCUGUGACAUGGAAGUAGAUGGAGGAGGCUGGUUGGUCUUUCAGAAGCGGCAGGAUGGGUCUAUCAAUUUCUAUCGUGAAUGGGAAUCAUACAAGAAAGGAUUUGGGAGGCAAGAAUCAGAAUUCUGGUUGGGCAAUGAUAAGAUCCAUCUUCUCACCAGUUCUGGUACACAUCAACUACGGAUUGACGUGGAAGAUUUCAAUGGUUCCACAACUUUUGCAACAUAUUCCAGUUUCAGAAUCGCAAAUGAAAGUGAAAAGUACAGGGUAAAUGUGGGCUCCUAUUUGGAUGGUAACAUGGGUGAGUAA